AUGACGUCACCACGCGGCCUAGCCUCUCACUGGGUUUCCGGUCGCUGUGAAAUGACGCCAUUACGGUUACCGCGCUGCACCCUGGGCCUGCCUAUUGAGCGGAGGCAGACUGAGGCUGGGACUGAGAGCCAUCGCCGAGGCGGCCCACGUUGCGUCAGUUUUAGCUGUCCACCGCAGUGCCUGCCGGGAAAACAAAGAGCGCCGAGCUCAGAUCCUGUCGGCUCUCCAGCCCAGUGUUACCCGGGACACAGCGCCCCGGAGCCGGUCUGCCGCCUGAUAUCUCGGCUCUCUCGGCUAGCUGCACCCGCUAUCGGUUAG
Molecule: messenger RNA, 318 nt
Organism: Pelobates cultripes (western spadefoot toad)
Lineage: Eukaryota; Metazoa; Chordata; Amphibia; Anura; Pelobatidae
Source: the annotation of a GenBank genome assembly